AUGUCAGCUGAUGAGCUGCGAAGUCGGCUUUAUCACAGUUUACGAAAUAGAGGAAUGGUGAACACAAUAAAGUCACAAUUAAGAAACAGUCUGGUAACAGAGCUGCAACAAUCAUUAAAAGGAAGACUGACGUUACAGGAUUUAAAAACACCAGAAGAAGGUUCACUGCUUCAUCGAGCAGCCAAUAGUCUUAUAGUUGAUCAUCUACGUAGCUAUGGCUAUGACUACACCAAUAGUGUUUUUCUACCAGAGAGUGGACUCUCACAGGAUAAGGUAUUUAGUAAAGAAGAUUUUCUACAGUUAUUACAUAUCAGUCCUCAAUCUAGACUUUAUAAACAGCUGGUAAUAUUUAAGACAAACACACGUUUCAAAGGAAGGUUUUUAUGGAAGUUUUUAUCUGAGAUGUCUGCUAUUCAUGCCAGCGCCACUCAAGAAUUUGGUGUUCAGACUGAUCUUAUUAAAGUUGGUCCUAUAUCAUCAUUAGAUGAGAAACUACAAGUGUUAGAUCAGUUAUAUUCUAGUAAAAGAGAUGAUAUGUAUAAAUCUACCUCCAUGUUGACAGAGGAAAGGAUUCUUAACUUCCAGAAACAAAUGGAAGAACGAUAUCAAUCACAGUUAAAACAAGAGAUUCGUAGAAUGAGAGAAAAUGAGUUAACUAAGUUAAAAAUAGAAGAAAGAGAAAAAUGUCGUAAAGAGUUAGAUCAGCUACGACGUGAUAUGGAGAGAGAUUAUCAAACCCGCUAUGAUUCACUAUUAGUUAGAGAGAGAAACGCUACAGAGAGAUUACAUAGAGAACAAGAGAUUCGAGAUAAAGAGAUGCACUCACAACGUCAAACUUUACAAGAAGAAAUAAGUUGUAUACAUCAGAGGGAGGCUGAGGUCAAACGGGAAGCUGAGGUCAACCAAAGGUCAAAAAGAUUACAAGACCAGCGGAUAAAAGACAAAAUGGAGGAUUUGAAACAUCGAGAACUAGAAAUCAAAAGACAAGAAUUAGAAUUUCAACAACGGUUAGAGAAUGAAAUGGCCAAG
Lottia gigantea (owl limpet) is the source of this 1029-nucleotide messenger RNA. RefSeq lists its product as hypothetical. The transcript has 10 exons. NCBI's taxonomy places the organism in Eukaryota, Metazoa, Mollusca, Gastropoda, Lottiidae. The record is from RefSeq and is a predicted model, not a curated record. Gene Ontology annotation, molecular function: protein binding. Gene Ontology annotation, cellular component: ciliary basal body; centrosome. The annotation marks the transcript as partial. Gene Ontology annotation, biological process: epithelial cilium movement involved in determination of left/right asymmetry.